Molecule: messenger RNA, 924 nt
Organism: Thlaspi arvense
Lineage: Eukaryota; Viridiplantae; Streptophyta; Magnoliopsida; Brassicales; Brassicaceae
Source: the annotation of a GenBank genome assembly
AUGCUGGCAUGGGAACUCAACACGUGUGGCUAUCAUGGUGAAGAUGGACACAUUUAUCUUGGGAAAGAAGAAGGUGAAUCCUUUGGUCCAACUUAUACAACCGGUGACACAGUUGGUGGUGGUAUAAACUAUGAUUCUCAGGAAUUCUUCUUCACCGUAAAUGGAACUCUCGUAAGGACAGUAUCCAAGUACAUCAAGGGUCCUCUGUUCCCUACUGUAGCUGUACAUAGCCAAAACGAGGAGGUCACUGUCAACUUUGGGCAGGAGAAGUUUGCUUUUGAUGUUAAGGGGUUUGAAACAUCGGAGAGGAAUAAGCCACAAGUAGCAAUUGAAAAGUUAUCAAUACCUCAAAACAUGAACCAUAGGCUUGUGAAGAACUACUUGCUUCAUUUUGGGUAUGAAGAGACUCUUCAUGCUUUCAACUUAGCUACUAGCAGUAAGGUUCCUCCGAUCUACGUAGCUCAAGAAAAUGGCGUUGAUGUGCAAGAAGAGUCAUAUGCAUUGCAUGAGAGGAAAAUCCUUAGACAGAUAGGAGCGUUAGAAAAAGCUGUGGAAUAUGGAAGAUCGGAAUUAGCAAAAUUCACCGGUUUAACUGUAUUCCAAGACAUUGUAGAGGACUGUUUUGCUCUGCUUGUCUAUGAAUGUCCACAAGAAUCAAAUGUGGGACAUUUCUUGGAAGUGUCACAAAGGGAAGUAGUUGCAGACGCUGUGAAUGCAGCGGUUUUAUCUACGAAUCCGAACAGCGAAGAUUGGUUUUAUUCUCAUCUUGAGACACUUCUCCGGCAGGUAAUGGCGUGCUGUGUAGAACUCCGGUCAUCGAAUGACGGUCAGGGAGAGCUGUUCUCGCUUAACCGGCUUCUUAAGAACAACAAUUGCAAGAGGAUAAAGAAAUCUGGUUUUGAUAGGUGGCAGUGGUUGGGUUAG